Messenger RNA from Cyphomyrmex costatus, 2301 nucleotides. RefSeq names its product ATP-dependent DNA helicase pif1-like. The record is from RefSeq and is a predicted model, not a curated record. The transcript has a single exon. Gene Ontology annotation, molecular function: DNA helicase activity; cysteine-type deubiquitinase activity. The coding region runs from base 1 to 2301 and encodes 766 amino acids. NCBI's taxonomy places the organism in Eukaryota, Metazoa, Arthropoda, Insecta, Hymenoptera, Formicidae. Gene Ontology annotation, biological process: DNA repair; telomere maintenance; protein deubiquitination.
AUGUCGCAAUUGAACGAAGAUCAGAAAAGAGUCUUCGAUAAAGUAUGCCAAGUUUUACAGAAUCAAAAUCAGAUUCUGCGACUGUAUGUAAGUGGCGAGGGUGGUACAGGGAAAAGUUUUCUUAUUGACACAAUUAAACAUUGGAUUUCCUUAAAUUUGGAAAAAGUGACUGCCAUAUCAGCUCCCACGGGUAUCGCGGCAUGCAAUAUCAAUGGCUUGACGAUUCAUAGAAUGUUUCAGCUACCAGUCACCCAUGAAUCUACGGCAAAAUAUACGCACUUGUCAGAUAUGGUCUUGAAAACUUUGAGAGAGAAAUUGAAGAAUGUAGAAUUAUUUAUAAUCGAUGAGGUAUCUAUGAUUUCGAAUGUGACACUUAUGUUUAUCAAUCUACGAUUAUGUGAAAUCUUCGAUACGACAGAUGUAGAUGAUGGUUUCUUUGGCAGAAAACACAUUAUUCUGUUUGGAGACUUGUUGCAGCUUCCUCCUGUAAAAGAACAGUUUCCAUUCGUUAAAAUGUCUCGAUCGGAGGUUCAGAAGUAUUUAGGUACCAUGGGUGGAUCUGAUUUGUGGAGAUUGUUGGAUUAUGACGAACUCUUGCUUAAUAUGCGACAAAGAUGUGACAACGCAUAUCGCGAGAUACUUUCCAGAGUACGAAUAGGCUUGGUAACGGAUUCUGACAUUAAUGUUCUUCAGUCGAGAAAAAUCAAUUUCAAAGGGAGUAGUUGCGACGAAAGAUUGAAUGAACUUUGCGCUUAUAUGAAUCAAUUACCGAUUGAUACGAUAUGUUUAUUACCUACAUGUUAUUUGUGCAAGAUAUUUAACACGGCAAUGCUCGAUAAAAUUGACGGCGAUGAAAUUCUAUUGAUAGCGGACGAUGAUGUCGACUGUGCUCCAGCAAUGAGAAAAAAAGUACAAAAAAUUUUGGAAGAGAAAGAUGAUAAAGUUUCGGAGACAGCUGGCAUUGAAAGGGUAAUAGCGAUUAAAAUUGGCGCUAAAGUGAUGAUUCGACGAAACAUUGAUGUAACUUUGGGACUUGUCAAUGGAACGAUAGGCAAUGUAGUUGCGGUUAAUCGCUCUGUUGACGGAAAUCGUAUUGAUUCCAUUAAAAUAGUUAUUUCUAAUAAUAAAGAGGUUACAAUAACAAAAGUAGAUAUUAAAUUCGAAGUAUUCCACAAAGUGAUGGUACAUCGAAAACAAUUUCCAUUAUCUCUCAGUUAUGGAAUAACUAUACACAAAAGUCAAGGAAUUACGUGUAAAAAUGCAAUGAUGGAUCUAGGAACGAGUGUGUUCAGUGAUGGUCAGGCUUAUGUGGGUCUGUCACGAGUGAGUACACUGGGUGGCCUACAUUUGAUAAAUUUUAAUCCAGCAUCCAUUAAAGCAAACUCGGGCGCCAUUGCAGAAUAUAAUCGACUGAGAUCUGUGUUCAAAUCUCAGCUACCACAAAUCAAUUCGUCCAAAAAAAAGGCUGUGAAAAUUCACGACUGUCGAUGGGCCAUACCUAAUAUCAUUGAUGAUGUACAGAAUUAUGGUUGCGAGGAAUCAGAAAGUAUCGUUACAUGGAAAAUAUACGGCCUCUGCAAUGACGAUCGUGUCUCGUGUUAUGCUAAUGUAAUAUUGCAAUGUGCGUUUCAUUGUGUACGUAUCAGGCAACAAAUACUGAAAAAUAAAGUAUCGAAUCCAUUGACUGAUGCUGUCUGCGCAUAUGCUGAGCGUAGGCGUUGCAACAUUCUAGCGGUUAGAAGAUCUGUCGGAGAACGUUUCGAAGAACGAACACAACAAGAUGUUUCGGAAUUUUUCACGGCUCUAACGUCGACGUAUUCCGAAAUCAAUGAUGCAUUAGAAAUCGAAUUGAAGCACGUAAUAUGUUGUUCAAAUGUCAAAUGUAAUUACAGUGUAACUACGCUGGAAAAGAGUUGUUUGCUAAUGUUACCUAUACAGUCGACACUAAAAAGGAAAAAGGGUGUCACUCUGCAAACUUUGAUUGAUUUAGAAUUUUCAAAGUGGGAAACGAUAAAUGGUAACUGUAACGAAUGUAAAGGUAUCGUUCUGAAAAAGAAAACCGUAAUCGAAUCCACUUUAUCCGUCUUAGUAAUACAGCUCAAUUUAUACACUUUUGUAAACGGUGCUUCUAAAAAAAUUAUCCAGAACCGGAUUAAUGCCGUACCGACGAGUAAUGUCACGAUUAAUAAAAAAAAGUACAAGGUAAUAAGUGCAAUAUUUCACGAGGGUGAAGAAAUGAAUCGUGGUCCACUAUACGUCUAUGUUGAGAACAAGCAAAAAAUCGGUAUGGUGUUACUCUAA